Molecule: messenger RNA, 5188 nt
Organism: Nothobranchius furzeri (turquoise killifish)
Lineage: Eukaryota; Metazoa; Chordata; Actinopteri; Cyprinodontiformes; Nothobranchiidae
Gene: zbtb41
Product: zinc finger and BTB domain containing 41
Biological process (GO): regulation of transcription by RNA polymerase II
Molecular function (GO): RNA polymerase II cis-regulatory region sequence-specific DNA binding; protein binding; DNA-binding transcription factor activity
Source: RefSeq, a predicted model, not a curated record
AAAACACGCGAGAACCGCAGAGACAUUUCUGGGGCGUUCCAGCCCGUCUUUCUUCAGGAAAUCCUUGUUUUUCCGUCUGUGUACGUCGCAUGUCUCACCGUUCGGGUGAAAAUGACUCCGCAGAGGCAUCAUUUACGUCUGAGGUGAGCUCAUUUGGAAAACGUCGCGAUGAAAGGGUGAGUUUUAGACGUGGACUUGGUCGUUUGUCGACGUUCUCCUCGGCGGGGGUCCGCCCGUCAGACUGAGAACUCGUUGGGUGGCAGAAGGAAGCCACAGCACCACACGCAGCUGAUUUCAGCCCAACGCUGGUCUCUGACGCGUUUGUGCCUCGGGUCUAAGGCUCUGUUUGGUGAAAGCAGGAGAAUAGCUUCGUCUGCAGGUAAACAUCCAAACGAUAAACAAGUCACCUCCAGGCUGAGCCUCUUGAUGCUGGUCCAGUCCAGUGGCGUGUCCAGAUCUUUUAAAGUGGGGUGGCCCAGCACAGACUUUUGAAAACCACAGCGACUCCAGUGAAGAAGGAGCCAAACACCAUGUCGUGUCCCAGGCGUAGGAGUUUGGUCUGUGAACCAGACCCGGCCCCAGAACCCGGGUCUAGAUCCGUGCAGGAAUCACCUCUCAGAAGGCUGACCAUGUCGCACCACAGCCACAACCUUCUGGCUUUCCUGAACGAGGACCGAACCCGACAGAAGUUCUGUGAUGUGUCGGUGUCGGUGGGUGGGAAGGCCUACAGCGCCCACAAAGCAGUGCUGGCCCACGGCAGCAGCUACUUCCAUGCAGAGCUUUCCAAGGGCUCUGCUACAACGACCCACGUGACUCUGGACCAUGUGGAAGCUUCAGUCUUCCAGCAUCUGCUCGGCUUCCUGUACACCGCCGAGUGCAUCGUUGCAGAGACGGACCUACCAGCUCUAGCAGAAGCAGCCCGAUUCCUAGACAUGAUGGAUAUACUGAAGUUGUUAUGUGAUGAUGGGGAGACGAGUGCAGUCCAGGCCGGGACUAGAACUUAUACAGACGUGGACCCGUCCUCCACUGACCCAGCAGGGGCGGACCCGGAGAUCCACAGCUCCUCUGACGUGAAGUGCCCACAGGUCACCCACCAGUUCUCCCCACAGCACAGUUUAUGUGAGAGGACCGAUCUACCUGGAGAAGUCUCAAAUGAAGAAGAGAGCAGGUCAGGUCAAAAGAACGAAAGCACUCGGAGAUCUGCUCGUAGACGGAGGACACCCACCAAGUGUAAGAGGGAAGAUCUGAAGCACUGGACUCGAGAACAACAAAGAGCUUCACUACUGAGACGAAAAGAUAAAAACAACGCUGAAGAAGCUACAGAGUUGUUUGAGGAGAACCAGGAGCCAAAGCUGGAUGAGAGUGUGACCACCAAAGCAGUUAAGGGGGACAACAUGAUGGACGAGGAUGGGGAGGACGUUGAGCGGGGAGACGUUAACUUAAAAGUUGCUGAGGUUUCUGGGAGUGAUGGGUCACAUGCUGAGACCACAGAGCGCCAGGCUGAGCUGGAAGGUCACGCACCAGCAGCAGGAAGUUCGAGCCAGACUCCGGCGUAUCCCGAGGGGCUGGAGCCGGUAAUCAUCCAGACCUCCAGCAAGAAGACGCUCCAGUGUCCCAAAUGUGGAAAGACCUUUGACCGCACAGGUAAAUAUGAGAGUCACACCAGAGUUCACACAGGAGAAAAGCCGUUCCAGUGUGACAUCUGCCUCCAGUGCUACUCCACCAAGUCCAACCUGACCGUGCACAAGAAAAAGCACGCCAGCGACGCUCCGUUCUCCAAGAAGGAGCACAAGUGUCCCUUCUGUCAUAAACUCCACGCCAGUAGGAAAACCCUGGCUAAGCACGUCAAAAGGUUUCAUCCUGAGCAGACACAGGAAUUUUUGGCUGCAAGGAAAAAGAGAAGUGAAGGCUGGAAAUGUGCUAUUUGCUCAAAGACGUUCAGCCGCAGGCCUCACCUGCAGGAGCACAUGAUCCUGCACACUCAGGACCGGCCCUUUAAAUGCUCCUCGUGCGAUGAGUUCUUCAGAUCCAGGUUUGCGAGGCUAAAGCAUCAAGAGAAGUAUCACCUAGGUCCGUUUCCUUGUGAGAUUUGUGGACGGCAGUUCAACGACACGGGCAACAGAAAGAGACACAUUGAGUGCACACAUGGAGGGAAGAGAAAGUGGACCUGCUUUGUUUGUGGAAAGUCGGUAAGAGAGAGGACAACCUUGAGAGAGCACUUGAGGAUCCACAGUGGAGAGAAACCUCAUCUCUGUAGCAUCUGUGGUCAAAGUUUCCGUCACAGCAGCUCGUACAGGCUCCACCUCCGAGUCCACCACGAUGACAAACGCUACGAGUGUGACGAGUGCGGAAAAACCUUCAUACGUCACGAUCACCUGACCAAGCAUCAGAUAAUACACUCUGGUGAGAAAGCACAUCAGUGUGAAGAAUGUGGGAAGUGUUUCAGACGCCAAGAUCACCUGACAGUCCACUACAAAAGUGUCCAUUUGGGAGAAAAGAUUUGGCAGAAGUAUAAAACUGCUGUGCAUCAGUGUGAGGUCUGCAAGAAGGAGUUUAAAGGGAGGUCGAGUUUGGAAAUGCACUUCAGGACCCACUCAGGUGAGAAACCACACAAAUGUCCAGAGUGCCAUCAGACGUUUCGGAUCAAGAAGACUCUAACGAAGCACAUGGUGAUCCACUCAGACGCGCGGCCUUUUAACUGCCCUCACUGCAGCGCCACCUUCAAACGCAAAGACAAACUCAAGUACCACGUGGAUCACGUGCACAGUGUCCGGUUAGCUGAGCCGCCCCCCCGACAGGACGAGGUCAUCUCAGUUCCCUUUGAGGACGCCGCAAAUUCUUUCACCACUGACCCCAAGUCAGCCGCACAGAGCUCCUCUGACCCCACAAACGUCUGCGUACCUGUGACUUUGGUCUCCGUCCCUAUGGCGGGAGGAGAGCAGGGCAACCACAGGACAGGGUCUCACUCCUCCCAGACUCAAGGUGUUGUGAACAUGCAGGCCCACGGGUCACAGCAGAACUCCGCCUACCAGGCUGCGACAGAUCUGGCCUUCCUAGAAAAGUACACGCUCACGCCUCAGCCGGCCAACAUCGUGCACCCCGUCAGGUCCGAUCAGAUACUGGACCCCCGAGAGCAGUCCUACCUAGGCACGCUGCUGGGACUGGAUUCAGCCUCAUCGGUCCAGACCAGCUCUGACCACACUCACUGAUGCUAACUCAUUCACUGCCAGCGUUUUUGAGCGUUUUUACUGUUUUUUGAGGGGUCUGAAUAUUUAGCUCGAUGAUCAUGUAAACACCAAAACAAAGAGUGGACUCGCUCUUUACAUCUGGAUAGGGUUGUCACGGUAACCGGUGUAGCGGUGAACCUCGGUAAAAAAGUUGACAAUAAUAAUAACCGUCUUGUUUUUAAAACAUAUAUUAUCUCGGUGGGUUACCGUGGCUGCGGUGUAGGCGCGGUGACCCUUACCAGCCACCGUAUCAUCUGCUGAAGUUGCCGGCGGCACAUGCGCACUUUGUUGUUUACAACCAAAACUUUCUUGAAGCUAAAGCUGAAAUAAUGGCUAAAGGAGGAGACGGCAGCGCUCAGGACAUUUAUUAUCCCUCAAAGAAGACAAAGUGGGAAGUACGGGCAUCUUUUGGAUAUGUGAAGAAUGCCGAGGGACAGCUGAUAGAAGACGGCUAUCCUGUUUGCAGCACGUGCAGAAAAAGUGUCUGUGAAAGGCAGCAACGCUUCAAAUCUCAUGACACAUCUGCGUGACCAUCACCCACAACUCUACAGUCAACGCAAGGCAAGCUAACGUUAGCGUUUUAGCUAAAAUGCGUGAUACGAGGAUUUGGGUUGAGGGAGAAUGCAACGAGUCGCUAUAUAAAGCAGCCGCAGCGCCGCUACCUGCAUAUAAACCGUGUCGCGGACACCGCCAUGUUGAAAUGACGCUAUGCAUUACGGGGCUCCCAGGGGCAGAUAAGAGUUGGUCUCUCUCCGAGAAUAAUUAUGAAUUUAACCCUUUGAUGCAUAAUGGUCACUACAGUGGACAGGUACUCAAAAUUGUUAUUUAUUUAUUUUUGCUAUUAAGCACAGCUGUUGAAGACUUUAUUGCAUGUGAGCCCCUCCAUUUGGACUUCAGUAAGUCAAGCCACCAUAUUUCAUGUUCAGAAUGCACAUUGUCCACUGAGCUGGACAUGUAAUAAAUUAUUUGUAAAUUAACAAAAUGUUACAAAAAAAAUUUGUUGAAAUUUGUUUCAUUCACACCUAAAGAUGAAUGAAAAAAAUUGUUUAAAAAAUCAUGGUUGAAGAUUUCAUAAUUCAUGCAUCAAAGGGUUAACAAUGAUUACUGCCUGAUGACAUUUUCCCACAUCUGCAAAGCUCACUGGAAGGACACAAACCGAGGACAAUAUUUUCCUGAUAUAGGGUUUAUUACUCAAGUAAGGGUAAAAAAGUAUCUGAUUAGAAGGCUACUUGAGUACUGAGUAUCAUCUGGUCUAAUAUUUUUAAAAUGAUGACAUCAAACAGACAAAAAAUAAGAAGUUAUGGGCAAAUAUUGGUAUUUUAAAGACUAAAGGGAAAAAAUGUAAACAAAUAAACAACAUAAUUACAAAAUAACACAUUUUAGGCAAAAUUUAGACACAAACUGAGGACAAUAUUUUCCUGAUAUACAGGGUUUAUUUAGUUGUCUGAAAAUGUAACGUUUAAAAAAAAUACCUCGAUAAUACCGAAAACCGUGAUAAUUUUGGACACAAUAACCGUGAGGUUACAUUUUCACACUGUGACAACCCUACUUCUGGAAGAGUCGGUGCGUUUCUAGCGUGUUGCGUCCCUUCACAAUCUGUUCUCUAAGCUUUUUCCACAGCAGCGUCCCAAAACUGCUUCAUGGAUUUUCUGCUUCCUGAUCACGUGACAUGUGACACUCACGGAUGAAGAUCAGCUUUAGACACGUGAUGUUUAUUCUUACGGCGCAGCGGCUCGUUCCCACGCCGCCCCGUAAAAACGUGUAAUGGACAACUUUAGUCGUGAGCUAACAUUUCUUUUCCCUAAAGUAGUUUUUUAUUUUAUUAUGAUGUUUUUAAUAAAUUAUGAAAAGAACUGGUAAUUAUGAAAUGAAUGAUCCGUGGUUUUACAGUAAGCCUGGCUGACUGUUGGUCUCUGGAUGAACUAACUGUGUUUGAUUCAGUAAAACCAAAGAUGUCUUUA